This is a messenger RNA of Microtus oregoni (creeping vole), 3527 nucleotides long. RefSeq names its product endonuclease V-like. Gene Ontology annotation, molecular function: RNA endonuclease activity producing 5'-phosphomonoesters, hydrolytic mechanism; single-stranded RNA binding. Gene Ontology annotation, cellular component: cytoplasm; nucleolus. Gene Ontology annotation, biological process: DNA repair. The record is from RefSeq and is a predicted model, not a curated record. NCBI's taxonomy places the organism in Eukaryota, Metazoa, Chordata, Mammalia, Rodentia, Cricetidae.
CGAAAGGCGAUAGGGCCCAACCAUGGCGCUAGAGCCCGCAGCACGGCCACCGGAGGAAACCCUGUUGCUCUGGGAACGGGAACAAGCCCGGCUGAAGACGCGCGUGGUGGCCCGGGACACGGAGGCCUGGCAGCGGGACCCCACCUUCUCGGGCCUGCAGAGGGUCGGGGGCCUGGACGUGUCCUUCGUAAACGGAGAGAGCUCCCGGGCCUGCGCUUCCCUGGUGGUGCUGAGCUACCCAGAGCUCGAGGUGGUGUAUGAGGACAGCCGCAUGGUUCGCCUGAAGGCCCCCUAUGUGUCAGGCUUCCUGGCUUUCCGAGAGGUACCCUUCCUGGUGGAGUUGGUACAGCGGCUGCAGGAGAAGGAGCCAGACUUCAUGCCCCAGGUCCUUCUUGUGGAUGGAAACGGGGUACUUCACCAACGAGGCUUUGGAGUGGCCUGCCACCUUGGUGUCCUUACAGAUCUGCCCUGCAUUGGGGUAGCAAAGAAGCUCCUGCAGGUGGAUGGGCUAGAAAACAAUUCCCUGCACAAGGAGAAGAUUGUACUCCUUCAGGCUGGGGGAGACACGUUUCCUCUGAUGGGCAACUCUGGUACUGUCCUGGGAAUGGCGCUGAAGAGCCAUGACCACAGCACCAAGCCCCUCUAUGUCUCUGUGGGCCACAGAAUAAGUCUGGAGGUCGCUGUGCGUCUGACCCACCACUGCUGUAGGUUCCGGAUCCCAGAGCCCAUACGCCAGGCUGACAUCCGCUCCCGAGAGUACAUCCGAAGGACUCUAGGACACCCUGGGUCUCAAGCACAAAGGCAGGAGAGGAGCCAGAAGGACCAGGGGCCAAAGGCAUGCCCCAAAGGUAGUCCAGGAUCACCUGCCGACCAAGGCAGGCCCCCCAAGGACUGUGACAGAGGCCCCAGCACGGACCCCAAAGAUCCCCAUCCAGGCUUCCAGGAGCAGCCAAAAGCUCAGCAGUCAGAAGGAACUGGGCAUCAUGAAGACUCAGACCUCUGGCCUCCUCCAGCCUGGUUACAGUCGCCACCCUGAGAAGAUGAUCUUUAGGAGCUGUGGGAACCUCACCCACAGCCACAGGUCGAGCACCAGGCCCCCCUGCCAGAGGCAACAACAGCCGAAUCCCCAGAAGGACACAGCAGGCAUAGUCUACCUUGGGCCAUGGCUGCCCAGCCGCCUCCAUCACUAGCUGGUCAGUGUGGUCACCAUGCUCCAGCAGGACAACAUUUCAGACCAGGAAACACACACAGAGUAUACAGGAGCUCCAGGUACCCAGAGGUCCUGAGAUUGUCAGCCUGUGCCAGCACCUGCAGCUCUGACCGUCCCCCUGGAAUACAGACCUGGUUCUGACUUGGCUCUGACUUCCGCUGCCAUCCUGGCCACAGACUGUCCUUCAGUAGGCAUAGCCAGACUGCAACCCCCAAGGUGCCUGUCCUUAAGCCUGGAGCUGAGCUUGAGGGACCUGCAGUGGGAAAGCCUCAAACCUGGAGCAGGCUCAAGAGUGGGUGUUGGGGAGUCAGCUCCGCAGAGGGUGCCAGAUGGGAAGCCGGUUGAGGCCCAUGGUGAGAAAGCCCCAGGCUCAGCUCCUCACUCCUCUUCCUGCCACCCUCUCACCAGAGGGAGCGUCAAAAUUCCAUCCCACCAAGAAAGCAGGUCUGUUCCUAGGCUGGGCCUGGAGUGGUGACUGCGGCAGGCCACAGAGGAGGCUGACGAGAAGCUCAGCUCCAGCACCCUGUUCUCCCACACACACUCUCCAGGUUCACUAGAGUGGCAGCUGAGGUGGGACACAGAGGUGACAUACCUGUAACAUGUCCUCUGCCUGCACCCUAAUCCCCAGACUUCCUGGAGGAGAGGUGGUGGGCUAGGCUAGCUGCCAAAUUCUACACCCGUAGGGGGUCAGUGGUGGAGGAAGGACAGCAGGGCUAGCUCUCCUGUCACAGCCAGUCCCAUUUAGAUUCAGCUGGGCCGCUGAGUCUCCCUUCUAAACCAGGUAGUAGUGACUGUCAAGAUCCCUUGGGGGUAGGGCUGCUGGUUCCCACUCCCUGGGAUUUUGGUUUGGGACACUGGGGAAGAUACAUGUGGUCCUGUCACCCAGUCAGUUCCCAGUAAAUUAGGUGUGUGGCAGAGAGAGGCAACCUCCCCACCACACACCUGAUGUAAGAACCUCAGGGACACCCAUGGUGUCUGAGCAGGAAGUUAAUCCCUAUGGUGCCCACAUCCCCCACCUUCUUUAGGGGGCUUGUGGGAAGGGAAGUGUAUGCUUAACGAGGGAAUCCCCCCCAGCUGUGGCCUCACUCUACCUACUGCUGAGUCAGAGUCCCAGGCUAGUACCUUGGAUCUAACAGAGUGCCCCAGACUGGCAGGUUUCCAAGAGGUGCAGCCCCCACUGGCCCUCCCCUAUCACUCACAAACACUGUACACAUACAUGCUUGCACACUCACACAUAUACGCAUGCACAUACACUCGUUCCCUGGCUUUCCUGUGGAAGCCAAGAGCUGGAGAGCCUGCAGCUGGCCCCACCAUCUGUCUUCCUAAUUUCUCCCUCCUCAAGCCUUGUCAAGACAGAGUUGUGGAGGGGAGUAUUUUUUUUUGGGGGGGGAGUUGGAAACAAAAGGUUGGGGUUAAACUGUAGUGGCCAGAGUCCUCAUGAAGAGCUUAGAUGUUGAGCGGGGAACAAGGCCUGGCCAGCCUCCCAUGCAGCUGGAAGGUGCCACAGGACAGGUGGGUGAGGGCUUCACACAGGGUCCAACACACAGAUCCUCGGGUGAGGAAAAGCUGUUAGCUUAGAGAAGUUGGCUCCAGAGGCCAAGGCCAUCAGUCUUUAAGGCCAGCCUUACAGAUAACGAGAAAAACAACUUUAAAGAGUCCUCAAUCCACACCUCACUUGAGCAGGCAGUCCCUCCCACUCCUGUGAGCCACCAGAGUAUGGCUGGGAACCCAGUCUGGCCACCCCUGUCUCAUCUGUUCCACUCCAGCAGGAGACCUUCCCGGGGACACACAGAAGUCACACACCUGCCCAGGACCCUGACACCACUCAGGCCCUCUUCUCUGUCACGGUGGCCAUUUUCCCGGGGAGGGUGGCUCUCCAGGCUGCCAGUGCAAACACACAGUGAGGUGCAGGGCGGAGCCUGAAGGCAGCUUAUAGGUAACUUUUGUGUGCUUUGUUCUGAGAGAAGAUCCUUUUGGCUCAGUCAUUAAAUACAGCUUGUUGACUUCUGCAAUAUUCAAUCCGGGUGUGCGCAGCUGUCUGUGUGGGCCCAGCCAGUGGGGAGCUUGAGACCGGAGGACCACCAGCCUGACCACACUGGCCAACAAAAAGAGGAUUCGUUGUCUCAUGCAGCUAUUGCCUCUUUUGCCCCAAAGCAUUUUCAUUGUUAUAAGGGAGCCCUGUGAGGGACCUCCAGUCCCCACCCUUCCCCACGAGAAUCUGCCAGCCCAGCCAGCCCACUUGGUGUGUAUAGGUCUGCCUGUUUCCAGGCUCCUAGGUGGGGUGCCACGUGUCCCAGUUCACUCCUCCUUGUGACUG